AUGUCAGGUUUAUACCUGUUCAAGGCCGCCCACGCUCCGCAAAUUGCCUGCCUCCUCCGCCUCAGUCCACGGAAAGCUGAUAGCGAGCGCACGUACGACAUCAGUCCGUCCUCCGACAUCAACAGAACUCUUACCGACACGUGGCACAGUGAACAGUCUUCAACGCUGUCACUAUUGCCCACGUACACACCGAAAAUAAGACAUUGGAAACCGAGACUUCCAACGAAAUUGCAUAAAGAGAACAUAAAGCGUCCAAUAAACAUGGGUCUGCUACCUGUAACAACCGCUACUUUGCUGCUACAGGCAGCGGAGCUGUUUGUGGCCUCAGGGCUGCUAACUGUAUGGACCUGGACGACCUACAACCUGGCGUACGGCGCAAGCGCGAAACGUGACCAACGGAGAUGGGAGCAAGUCAAAACGGCUAUAAGCUCUUUCACAGCCGGUAGGCUAUUAGAGGGCACACUCAUGAUACUACUUGUUAUUUGCCUCGGUGUGGCAGGGUUCUACACAACCAUAGUGCUUGCCGGCCUUGAUAUAACACGUGACUUCUCUUUUCAGAAAGAAUUCACAUUGACUGGUCAGCUUGGACCUUAUGACUUCCUGUCAUCAGACUUGAACAGCUCACUGUGGAGCCUUACUUCCGAGGGACUGGCUAGAGAGGACUUCAGGGUGUCACUAGCUGGCCUAGGAGCAUGGAACCUGGGAGAUCUGCCAGCCACGCGGGUGCCUUUAAACGGCUAUGUACUGGUGAAUGACUCUGCGGGCACGACAUGGACAGCAGAUGGUCACCUGGUGGGAGACUGCAACGAGGUGCGAGGCAUUACAUACCGCCAAGUGGGUGAUUGGGACAUAGUGACAGGGACGAACUGUUCUGAACCCCCGGAUCCUAGGGCGCGCACAUCGGUAACCGGAGGGUGGUUCGCAACGAAAGACAUGGGCAACGUUUACUACAGUAGAGACCUGUUCCCUGAUGUGACCACUCCCUUGGCCGAAUUGAAGCAAGACGCAAUGUAUGAGUACAGAAGUGUAUUGGUGUCGGAGCAGCCAAUCAACGAAAUAAUGGAGCACAGAAUGACACUGUUAUACGCCACAGAGGUUGGCGAGGGGGCGGUGGAACAAACGUCCUUCAGGGAAGAAGCUGCACAAGCCCUAUUGGAAGCCCGCCCUGGAGACCUGUUGGUGCGCAGGUCGGCCAAUGUAACAGACGGUACAGUGUUAGAAGAAGCUUUAGUGCUGCUCUUGGGGCGAGAGGAUACCCCGACCAUCACCGGCUGGAACAUGACACGAUCCGCAGCUCAUUACAAGUCCGACACUGCACGUAAUAGAUUCGCAGAGCUUAAAUGGUUCAGUGCGGGCAGAGUCAAAGGGGGCGAUACAACAGGAAUGGUAACCGGUACACAACCUGAUAUUGACGCCGACAGGAGAGCAAUGUUGAGGUUACUCCUGGAGGUGCAGCGGACGGGAGUAGUAAUUGCCAGCAAGGCCCGCCUCGGAUACACGGAAUCAGCAAUCUGGAUCGCUUUUGCUAUACCGUUACUGCUGUUUCUGAUAUCAGCAGCGUGGGCAGCAAGCAUGCCCGCCUUCGUCACGAAUUCAAUCACGGAGAACUUGUUUGUAUGCAACAACCCGGAAUACGACGACUGUGCUUCGAAUAAAAAAGAGAAAGGUUGGCUGUCUGCCGAGAGGUGGGCAAGCAGCGAUAUAUCUGCUUCUAGAGAUGCUAGCCACGUUAUGAUAAGGAUAGGGAACAAAACGCUGGUCCCCCAGGUCGUGGAAAGUCGUUUCUGCGAUGCUGGAGCUGAAACGCCAUUAUCGCGCAUGUCCUCAGCGAAAGCGUAUUGUCGCAGCGUCAUUGACAGGCAGGAGGCAGUAGUCCGCGCCGGAAUGACGUUGAACUAG
Molecule: messenger RNA, 1899 nt
Organism: Alternaria atra
Lineage: Eukaryota; Fungi; Ascomycota; Dothideomycetes; Pleosporales; Pleosporaceae
Exons: 3
Coding region: 1-1899 (632 amino acids)
Source: RefSeq, a predicted model, not a curated record